UCCUGCUGCACGCUCCACGAGGUAGAACGACGUACGUAGAGACGACGACGUUGAAGGACCGGUGUGCAACGUUACCGCGCGCAAGGCCCCCGAUUUCUCGCCCUCACGCAUCACGCAUCGGCGCCCCGUGUCAUCGCGCGUCGACCGCGACGAAAGUUUCGAACUCUCGCGCGCGAACGACGCAGGUGUCCUGAUCUCCUCUCCUGGUGUUUGUCCGCGAGAUUUGUUUGAUUCAUCCUUGGCUCGCUGUUCCUGUCACGCGGCACGCGAUAGGCUCGCGACUCCGCUCGAACGUUGGCGUGUUGUUGCUACUACUGCAUUCUCGAUCUUAACAAGGGGAUGAUGCCGUUUCUCAAAUUCGUCUCGAUGAUGAUGGAGCGUUCGGGAUAAAUCGCGAAAACUCUCUCCCCGAUCAGAGUCCGUGCAAAAGUGAGACUUGCCACUCGGUCGUGUCUCCCUUCGAUCUCGACCUCCGAUCCUCCGCACUCCGUUCCCGCGACUGAACGUUCACCGAUCGUCACUCCGCCGAAAGUAACUGCAUCGAUAUAUCGGGGACCCGCGACUUGGUCUCUCUCACCCGACGACGACGACGACGUAUCGCCCGUCCCCACCCGCGGGCAUCGCGCGUCCAGCCACGCGAUCAGCGAUCCGGAAGGUUUCGCACGGCAACGGUGACCAACGAGCCGGGCACUCUUAAUGGACACCUGAUCCACGGUGAUUGACCACGUCGCCCGGGCGCAUCGAGUUACGACCAACCAGGGUGACGAUGACACCGUCGAAACGUUGAAGCUCUUAUCGGACUUUGGCGAGACAGCCGUUGAUCAGAAGCUCGCUCUAAUUCGUGAUUGCGCGACACAGUGAGGUGGACCGAACGAUCGAGAGACUCGGAUUAGGUGGUGCUGUGGCGAUUCGAUCACAUGUGGGACCCAUGAGGGUAUGAGAGACGGUCGUGAACGGUGCGACGGGCCGGCCGAACGGCGAAGUGAGCCGCCCCCGCGGGCGUGUUGAGUGAGUAGCGCACCGGCCAGAGACUUCAACGCCCGGCGAGGAAGAUAACCGAGGGAUAUAACCAGACGGUGACGACCACGACCACGACCACGACAACGACGAAGCUAUUCGUAUUCAGAAGGCGACGAGGGGUUGAGCGGACACCUCGUCUAAUUCGGCGAGGUGCUGUCCGAGAUAGAGGAGGGUGGUGGGAAGAGAGGGUUGGAAGGAGGGUGGCGUGCUAUGAUCAGCAUGGAGCUUCCGGCACACGCGACGCAGCAUGGGGCUUUACAUCUGGGGGUCGGGGUCGGAGUUAAUCCCGGUGACCCAGCCGGAAGUGCCUUAGCCGCCAUUCAUCCGCAUCCUCAGGACCCUCUAGCCCUCCACCAUCAUAAUCACGGAGCUGCCACACCCGGAGGUAUGCAUGAGGACUCCAAGAAAAAACAUGACGGCGGCCACGGGAUGAACCAGGACGGUCACGGCGGAGUCAACCAGCUCGGUGGCGUCUUCGUGAACGGAAGGCCCCUACCGGAUGUAGUGAGGCAGAGGAUCGUCGAGCUCGCGCACAGCGGCGUCCGACCGUGCGACAUUUCGAGACAACUCAGGGUAUCUCACGGCUGUGUAUCCAAGAUACUGUCGAGGUAUUACGAGACCGGCAGCUUCAAGGCUGGCGUCAUAGGAGGCUCGAAGCCAAAGGUAGCGACGCCGCCGGUCGUCGACGCGAUCGCCAAUUACAAGAGGGACAACCCGACGAUGUUCGCGUGGGAGAUCAGGGACAGAUUGCUGGCCGAGGGCAUUUGCUCGCAGGACAACGUGCCAUCCGUCUCCUCCAUCAAUCGGAUCGUGAGGAACAAGGCAGCGGAGAAGGCGAAGCACGCGCAUCAGCAACAGCAAGCGCAGCAGCAGCAAGGUCAGCAGCAAGGCCAGCCGGGAUCGGGCGGUUCCGUGUCGGUGAUAGCACAUGCACCUGCGACGGCGGCGGGUCAUCCCGCCGCCACCGCGCCCAACGCCUACAGCAUCAGCGGCAUCCUGGGCAUCCCGUCGCAUCAUCAGGACCCCAACGGCAACAGCAUCAAGAGGAAGCGCAGCGUCGACGGCGAUACCCGUGAUCUGAAUGACCACGCCGAGAACGACUUGAAGAGGCAGCGAAGCAACUACAACGGCGACCAGCUGUAUUCUAACCUGUGGUCGAGUAAAUGGAGCAUCAAGGACGAGCACAAGCUCCUGAGCGAACUCGGGGGUGCCGGCGGUGGCGGCGGUGCGACCGGCGGCGGUACGAACGGCGGUGGAAACGGCGGUGGCGGCGGUGGCGGUGGUGGCGGCGGAGGUGGUGGAAACGCCGCUGGUGGUGGCGGCGGCGGUGGUGGCGGCGGUGGCGGCGGCGGCGGCGGUUACUACGAACACGGUGGAUUCCCCGGGAACGCUAUUGCCACCUCCGCCGAGCUGUACGACUCCCUGGGCACCAUCAGCACGAUGACGCAGGCGCAAACUCCUCAUCUCUACACCCCGCCCAUAGGGGGUACCAUAGCAGGUGGUACUUUGACGCCGCUCGCGCCACUGACGAUGCAAGAGCUAAAAUUGAGCCAAACAUUGGACGGGGCUAACAUGUCUCCUUACCACACCACCGCAGAGAGCAGUACCGUGGCAGUAUCGUAUGUCGGGGUGGGGGCCGGCGGGGGCGAGCAGAGUCCCCCGAUUUCGUUGCAGAACGAGACAAACGCCACCCCCGCGGCCCCCAACACCCCCGGAGGGGAUCCCGGACUGACGGUCUUGCAGCCGCCAGUUUCUCAACCCCAGGUAGCCUCUGCGAUACCGCCGUACUCGACGAUGCUCCCAAGUUUCGGACACUACGCAACCGGUGGUGGCGAUUACGCGUACAGCGCAGCGUACUCCCAGUACUCGAGCGCGCCGUAUAGCAGCUACGGUUACGGAGCAGCGACAAGCGGGUUGCUCAACUCCACGUACUAUUACUGCAACGGAGACACGUCCAGUCACGCGGCGCAACAGGGCGGCGGGGGCUGCAGCAACGGCGGUCCAGAGAACAGCGCCGACGUGGCCAGUCGCUCACCCCUGGCGGCCACCCGGGCCAGCAGCGGGGCCAGCGCGGCCUCACCGACCGGAAGUGCGUGCACGAAGCCGGACCACGCGACCGCCACGCCGACGGACCUCUAUCUGGCUUGAUGAUCGAGCCGAGGGAACGACGAGGGAAGAACUCGUGGUCGAGAGAGCUUCUCGGCGGUCGGCGGAGGGACGGCGAGCUGCGACAACGGACGCCAUAUCACGAAGAGACACCACGUCGGAAUUAAGCAAUGAUCUCCUUUUUAUGCACCGCGAACCGGAAACGGCGGGACACGAGCGAGGUUCGGGGCACGAGGAUAUCGCCCGGUGGAUUCGGGACGACGAGGGAAGCCGCCGGGGGAGAGCAUCAGGGUGAUACCACGAGCGCUCUCCUUUUCUCUCAAUGAACCUGCUGGUCAAUGAGCGACGUCCAGAACGGGGAACGUUGAAGAGGACUCAACAGCCGCGCUUCGAACUUCAUCGCGCUCACGAUGACGAUUUUAUUAACGCGACAGGACUUGAGCGAACGAGCGCGCGGUGCGACGUCGGCGUGCAGUUCCUUCCGCUUCCAUUACCAUGAAAAUGUCCUCACGUCUUAUUUAUUCCUCAUUAUCCACAGGGAUCGGGUCUGGCUCGGUCUGGAGAUGCUGACGGCGACGAAGCGAACGGAACUUGAACGCCCGGGUGCGAGACCUCGUCGAGGAGACAGCGUCGCCGCUCUCCGUAGAGCGCGCGCGCGCGCGCGGCGAUAGAUAGUUUAAUUUAACGAUCCUCAGUUAGCGUAAUUCUCUUUCUCACGCGAGAUGGUUGCGGCCGCCCUCGCGAGCACGCCCUCGCGUGGGCGAUAUGCAGUCCCCGACCAUGUAAAUAUAUAUAAAAAUUGAACAUAUGCAUAUAUAAAUAUAUAAAUAAGAACACAAAAAAUAUAUAUAUAUAUAUAUAAAAGACCCGUGUAAACAAGAGUCAAGCCCCGAUGGCACGUUUUCUUCCCCCGUAGGCACGACGACAUCCCUCACCUCUAUCCCUUAAGAGUAUCGUAGAGUGUAACUCGAUAAGUUUGAGAUUUUUAAAUCAGAAGUCGACGUAAACGAUCACUACUGUUAAGGAUAUUAUAUAUAUUUUUUGUAGAAACCAAAGACCACAUACUCACACUCACACGCGCGCGAGUUAGUCUAACAUACGUAAAUCUACACACACACACACACAUACAUACACAUACGACACACAUGCACACAUGUAACACGCAUACGUACAUGUAUGCACGCGGCAAGCACCUGAAGCACGCAUGCACGCACGCACGCACGCACUGAGACACACACAGAGGUACACACGUACACGCGAAUGCGGAUCGUCGAACGGACGAGCACGUCGCGACGGCUGUUGGAAAGAAAGCUGGCUUGGAAGCCAAUUGAAAAUAAAUAAAAAAUUGUCCGCACAAAAAUGUCCUGUUACCCUUCUGAAAAAUUGAGAAAAUUGCAAUUACCCUCGGCAAGUUCAGCAAGGGUGAAUAAUAAAGGGAGAUUUGUGUGAAUCAUUGUUCACUGGAUUACUCUUUCCGGUUUAACAGAAAAUUUGGUUGAGACCACAAGUACGUCGUAGUCGCGAGUAAUACGUAGUCGGGUUGCAAACAUUGCUGUUCAUUCCUCGUAAUUAGCGCGAGUCGGCGCGUGGACACUUCCUCGACGGCUCGGCGAUCAUGCUCGUUCUCCCGUUCCGUUCGACGCCUCCGCUGCGCUUCCGCCUUGUGGCUGAAGCCGCACUGCUUCCCGCUCUCCGUCGGGCGGAACGUGCUGGAGAUUAUCACGCAGGUGCAAUUAGCGUCGGAGAUUCCUUAAUGAGAAAUUACUCUCGCGGGCGCACGCAUGUUCCCCGAUUUGAUGAUCAUUUGUUGAUCGUUGACUCCGCGGCGGCACGCGCUACCAAUUUUCAGUUACUCAAGUCAGUCCGAUAGGUAACGUUGCAGAUAGAAAACAGUACCGCGAUCCGCUUAAUCCGACAGUUUCUAGUCACGUUUGAAAUGCGCCAAAACAGAGGUAACUGUUCGUAAUAAUAGUGGAAAAUAAAUUGACAAAAGAAACGCGCCCACUAGAGCUAAGUAGCAUUUCGAUUUAAUACAUUGAUGUGUAAAAUUUCUUAGCUCCGUCGUAGAAUGUCAAUUUCGAGUGCGUUCGCGAAAUUGAGAUUACCGUCAUUGGUCAAAUUCCCGAAUCUCUCGCACGAUGUUCCGUCCGCAUUGAUCGCCCCCCGUCCGAGAAUUAGAUCGUACAAUUCGUCGCGAGGAUCAAACGUUUCGUCAUCACCGUCACGCUCUUCAUUGAUCUACCUUUUGAUUUGUUCCGUCGUGAAAGCACAAUUAGCAAGCGCAAGAGAAAUCUCUGUAUUACUGGUCGCAACUGCAAAUUAUUUGCGAUCUCCAAUGUGCCGCACGGUAGCAUGAUCCAAAACCGAAAGAGAAAAA
Molecule: messenger RNA, 5503 nt
Organism: Ooceraea biroi (clonal raider ant)
Lineage: Eukaryota; Metazoa; Arthropoda; Insecta; Hymenoptera; Formicidae
Gene: sv
Product: paired box protein shaven
Biological process (GO): anatomical structure development; regulation of transcription by RNA polymerase II
Molecular function (GO): DNA-binding transcription factor activity, RNA polymerase II-specific; RNA polymerase II cis-regulatory region sequence-specific DNA binding
Source: RefSeq, a predicted model, not a curated record